Messenger RNA from Melampsora larici-populina 98AG31, 807 nucleotides. RefSeq lists its product as uncharacterized. The transcript is spliced from 3 exons. The record is from RefSeq and is a predicted model, not a curated record. The coding region runs from base 306 to 614 and encodes 102 amino acids. Lineage: Eukaryota; Fungi; Basidiomycota; Pucciniomycetes; Pucciniales; Melampsoraceae.
GUCAUGAAUGCAAUCUGAUGUUUUUGUAGUUUGUCUAGUUCAAAGGGUUUAGAUUUGAUAAUUUUCAUCUUCACAAGAGCUUUUACAGAUUUGCUGAUUUACGCAUCGUUUUGUAAGACUAAUUAAAUAAUGAGAGAUCACUAAAUGAUAAUUAGUUGUAAAGACGAUACAGUUCAUGGGAUAAACAAUAUCCCAUACUUAACGUCUUGAUGACACAUGAAUCGGACGACCGUAACUAGCAGGAGGUGGACUCAUUCGAACAAGACGUUCGACUCUCAUAGGCGGUGGUGAAUGAAAUCUAUAGGAUGAGGCAGGAUAGGCUGCUCGGCGAGGAGAAAGGGAGCGACGUGAUGGCCGGCGAGGUGAACGUUCUCGAGUACUGGGAGGGUGAGAUGGUUCCAGCCUUCGGUCUAAAAUUCGCGGAGACCGGCGAUCGAUGCGACCACGUGGCUCCAAUGGCAUGCGUUCUGGAUACCUCUCAGGCUCGCCAUGAGCGCCCAGACGACUCUCAAAACUUGAAUGUGGAGGGAGAGGCUCAGGAUGACGAGGAGGAUAACGAGCCGCUCGACUUUCAUAAGGAUCUCGAGGUGGAGUUAAGUGAGCAUGAGAGGUAGGCCGAGGAGCUCGUGAAUGAUACUCGUGACGAAGAUGAUCAUCAUACUUUGGAGGAAAGGAAGCGGCCGAUGCUGAAGGUGGAAUAUACACCUCUCGAGCGUGGCUACUGAUAGGCAAACCCCGUGGAUCAAUACGUUCUCUGAAAUCGCUAGAUGGCGGUUCUGCUCGGUAGCGGUCAUCGUCCCGCCGGUC